AUGGAUCAUCUCUUCUGGAGAGUCUCUCCACCGAUGGAGGACCAUCAAUUUGCAUGGAUACUUUGGUAUAUUUGGAAAGGAAGGAACAAUAAAGUGUUCAGUAAUAUGGACAUGGAUCCAAGAGACACGCUCAAAUUGGCAGAAACAGAGUCGACACUUUGGGCUGAUGCACAUGUAUUGACCGAGACCAGGAUAGGGUCCCAUGCUGAGGUUACGACUCUUCCAUCAAUUCUGGGGAGAUGGUGUUUUACAGAUGGUUCUUGGAAGGAGAAUGAAGUUUUCUCUGGGCAAGGUUGGCUAAGUACUUUAGAAGGCUUUGAUGGGUUGUUAGGAGCAAGGAAUGUCCGAGCUUGUCUAUCCCCUCUACAUGCGGAGAUAGAAGCACUACUUUGGGCAAUGGAAUAUAAGCAAAAGAAAGAAGAUUUGAACCUUAAAAGCUCGAGAUCGUACGAGUGUGGUGAACCGAUGCCGAGGGAAGUAGCAAGCAUGAGGAAGAUCAAGGAGUGUGUGCGGUUCCUAUAG
Brassica oleracea var. oleracea is the source of this 522-nucleotide messenger RNA. RefSeq lists its product as uncharacterized. The transcript has 2 exons. Bases 1 to 522 code for a protein of 173 amino acids. The record is from RefSeq and is a predicted model, not a curated record. Lineage: Eukaryota; Viridiplantae; Streptophyta; Magnoliopsida; Brassicales; Brassicaceae.